UCGAAAAUGGCCUGAGAGAAAUGGAAGACACGUUCUCAAGUUUGGGUUCGCACCACCCUGCCCUCGGGGCAGGGAUGUGUAAUGAGAAUGAGCUGAUGGAGGCCCCUGAAGAAGAAGACAUAGAUCUGAUGAACGAUGAGACGUUUGGAGGAGAUAUUGAUGAAGAUUUUGACUGGGAGGAGGAGCAUGAGAAACUGUCAGAGGUGAUCGAGGUCGGGGACAAAAUUCUCUACGGACGACCAGCACGGGAUUCUGGGUACAAGACCUACGCCAGUCAGGAGGAAUACAUGGAGCAGAGCAUCAGUCAGCUGGUGGUAGAAGAUGAGGAGAUAGAUGACCCAGCGAUUGUCAACGUCAGCAAAAACAGACCUAUACCCAAGAAAUGUCAGAAUCUGGACGAUUUGUUUGGACCAGCUUCACCCCCCGCUCUCCUGGAUGCAGAACACUUGGUAUCUCCCUCCAGUAGGAAUAUCUGGGGUUCCCCGGUGAAGGAGACACAUAUGCCCCCCACAGUGAACAAUCUUCAGACUCUAUUUGAGUUUGCCAAAGCAGCUUCAAGUUCAACACACACAAAGGGUGCCCCAGUAGUGUCCACCCCAGGAAGAACAUUGGAAGAGCUUGAGCAGCAAUUACUCCCAGGGUCAAAAGGUCACGCAAUGACAGCAGAGGAUUUGGAGCGACAGCUUCGUGGGGAGGAUCAAAAGGUCCCCCCUUCCUCUGACCCCAGACUCCAACACCCACCUCCUGGGUUCCUGCUCGGAUCGCCAGGCCCCAGAAACCAGACCCCACAGCGCAUACCACCAGGGUAUAGCCCAUAUCUUCCAAUGAUGGAUGGCAGGCGUUCACCGAUGGGACAGGGGCCCUUUCCACCGAGGGGUGGGGACGGUCCUCUUGGAGCCACACCCCCAGGCCCUAUCCCACCUCACCUGCUCAACGGUAGGCAGUCCCCUCUUCAGACUGCCCCUGCCACCCCCCAGAAUCAUAGGUCCACCCCUGUCAUGUUGCAUAGGCUUUCUCCUUUAUCUGCUUCAGCAUCCUCAGGUAGGGUUUCCCCACUCUCGGUUAUUUUGAGGGGGUCGCCGUCACCCCCACCUGUCACCCCACAGGUCUCAUUGUUGUCUGCCUAUGCCCGUGGGGCACUGCAAAGCAUUAUGGGUAGGAUUUCAAAAUGUGUUGGAGAAAUUUGAGAGGGAUGGUUCUGC
This is a messenger RNA of Saccostrea cuccullata (small rock oyster), 1202 nucleotides long. RefSeq lists its product as uncharacterized. The record is from RefSeq and is a predicted model, not a curated record. The coding region runs from base 21 to 1187 and encodes 388 amino acids. NCBI's taxonomy places the organism in Eukaryota, Metazoa, Mollusca, Bivalvia, Ostreida, Ostreidae. The transcript has 9 exons.